Molecule: messenger RNA, 1467 nt
Organism: Impatiens glandulifera
Lineage: Eukaryota; Viridiplantae; Streptophyta; Magnoliopsida; Ericales; Balsaminaceae
Product: putative threonine aspartase
Exons: 11
Coding region: 35-1261 (408 amino acids)
Biological process (GO): protein maturation
Molecular function (GO): threonine-type endopeptidase activity
Source: RefSeq, a predicted model, not a curated record
UAGUCGAAACUGGGCUCUGCAAUUCCAGGCAUCCAUGACGGCAGACGAUCCAAAACCUAGGUUCUUCGUGGCAAUUCAUGUGGGCGCGGGGUUCCACGCGCCGUCGAGUGAGACAGCUCUCAGGUCCAUCAUGAGACGAGCCUGCCUCGUCGCUGCUUCCGUUCUCAGCAAUGGACCUGGUAGGUGUGUAGAUGCUGUUUUAGCUGCAAUUCACCUUUUGGAGGAUGAUCCUAGCACAAAUGCUGGACGUGGCUCAAACUUGACUGAAGAUGGUCAUGUGGAAGGUGAUGCCAGUAUAAUGGAUGGUAAUUCUGGAAUAUUUGGGGCUGUUGGAGCAGUGCCAGCAGGUGUUAGAAAUUGCAUUCAAAUUGCUGCUUUGCUAGUGAAGGAACAAAUGGUCAGUUCAUCAUCCCAUUUAGGCCGAAUUCCUCCAAUGUUCUUGGUUGGCGAAGGUGCACGCAAAUGGGCACAGUCAAAGGGUAUUUCCUUGCCAGCAUGCAUACAAGAAGCCGAUGAGUGGCUCAUUACAGAAAAGUCGAAAAGACAGUGGAGAAAGUACCGAGCAAUGCUUCAUGAAGCCAAAACAAUUACUGUAGAUCAUUCUAGUGAAGAUACAUCUAAUCCUUGUGUGGCCUUGCCAGAAGUUCAACCAUGUCAUAAUUCAGUGGGAGAGAAGGAUCAAUGUCAAAUGUGGUCAAGUGCAACAAAAGAUGACACGGUGAUGGAUACGGUUGGAGUUAUUUGUGUUGAUAAUGAAGGAAAUAUUGCAUCUGGAGCAUCCAGCGGUGGAAUUGCAUUGAAGGUAAGUGGGCGUGUGGGAUUGGCAGCAACAUACGGUUCAGGUUGUUGGGCCUCUUCAAAAGAUCCUUUUGGAGCUCCAUUCAUAGUUGGUGGCUGUGUUACUGGUGCGGGUGAAUAUCUUAUGAAAGGUUUUACAGCUAGAGAAUGCUGCAUCUCUUCGUCAUUGUCACAAGAAGGUCCAGCCUCUGCCUGCACAAAAGUUCUAAAAUCGCUUAUCUGUCACUCCAGCCAGACCAGUAAUGAUCAAAGUGCAGGAAUUCUGCUUGUUCAAGCUGAUGCUCCUAUAAAUGCACCUGACGGUUUUCCAAGACUGAAAGCUGCAGAAAUCGCAGCCACCUUCACUUCCUUGUCCUUUGGUUUUGGUUAUUUUGGAAGUUCAAUGGAUCGGCCCAAGGUUUCAAUUCUUCGGAAGAGUAGUUCUGAACAACAAAAGCAGUUUGCAGCCCGAAUUAAUCUCUGAUGAAUUAUGAUAGUUUCUAGAGAUCUAAGAAAGAAAGAGGCUUCUCUAUCAGUUUGCAAAUGGAAACAAGUAUUUUGACCAUAUAAUUGCACUUUCUCUUCUUAAAAUAUAUUCACACUUUUUUUUAGUAGACUAUAUUAUUAUUGUUAUAAUGAACUUGCCAUUUUUAAAGUACUAAUUCCUUAUUUAUCUUAACUUUAGACCUU